Salvelinus fontinalis (brook trout) is the source of this 8008-nucleotide messenger RNA. Its product is annotated as zinc finger protein 385A-like. Bases 626 to 1966 code for a protein of 446 amino acids. The transcript has 8 exons. Gene Ontology annotation, molecular function: nucleic acid binding; zinc ion binding. Gene Ontology annotation, cellular component: nucleus. The record is from RefSeq and is a predicted model, not a curated record. NCBI's taxonomy places the organism in Eukaryota, Metazoa, Chordata, Actinopteri, Salmoniformes, Salmonidae.
GAGAGAGAGAGAGAGAGAGCAAGAGAGGGAUAGAGAAUAGAGAGAGAAAGAGAGAGAGAGAGAGGGAGAGAGAGAGAGAGAGAGAGAGAGGGCAAGAGAGAGAGAGAGGCUGCCAGUGUUUCACAGGCUUGCUACAGUGCAGAGGUUUUUCCACUGAAGAGAGGUUCUGUCAGAGUGAAUUCUCUAAUGUUGCUGCUGCUGAAGUGAAUACAUCACAGGGGAUACACUGCAGUAAACACUGCAUUGGAGAAUACUGUGGUGGUUCAUACUGAGGUUUGGAUGGCUGUGAUGCUCCUAUAGCAUCACCUUUCAACUGCAUUCAACAGCAAAGCCACAUAACUGCAACAACCAGACCCUGCUUCUGAAGACCCUCACCUGAAGAUGACAGACUGAGACAGACAGAGUGGUAGAGAGAUAGAGAAGAGUGCAGACUUUAGGAUUUUGACAAUUCAUCCAUCGUUUUAAAGUCAUUCCUCUCCAUCGAUUGAUGCGACGAAUAAGUGAGAAGAAAAGAAUAGCUAGCAUUUCGGAGAAAGAGGAUAAACGUCAUAGAUCGGGAGUGAGGAACCGUAAGCAGAGCAUCUAAACUGGAAUUGAAGGGGGGAGAGUGGAAGGGUACUACAGGAUGCUUUUGGGCAGCAUGAACCGUCCGGGGGCGGUCCCUGCCUUCCUCAGGACCCCCACGGUGAUCCCGCCCCCACUGGACAUGAAGCAGUUCCUGCAGUUCCCCAUGGACACAGCUCCACCACAACACAGCAUGGGCCUGUUCCACAACUUCAACACCAACAGUUACUCAACAAUGGACCCGGUACAGAAGGCAGUGAUGAACCACACCUUCGGCCCCCCCAUGAUGAAGACCAAACGACCCAUCAUCUCCUGCAAUGUCUGCCAGAUCCGCUUCAACUCAGAGAGCCAGGCAGAGGCCCACUAUAAGGGGAACCGGCACGCUCGGAGGGUAAAGGGCAUCGAGACCUCCAAGACUCGCCCCAAGGAGGGUGACAAGCCGGCUGCUCCCCCCACUGCUUCCCCCUCUCCACCAGGCCCCUCACCAUCCAGCCCAGACGCUGACGCCAGCAAACAGGGUGAUUCCCAGCCCCACCCACAUUCAAACAGCUCACCCAUGACACCCAGCCCCAUCCCCAUGUCUGUGCCAGACACCCCAGACACCCCUAUGCAGCUCCCUGUGUGCCCACUCCUGCCCCCUCUGAGUACGCCCAUGUCUACCACCUCCACCCCCUCCCCGGCCCUUGGUCCCCCCCAGGUGGACACCCCCAUGGUGGGCCCCCCUGACACAGUGUCCCCAGCCCCCAGCCCCUCUUCAGGGGAGUCUGAGGAGGACAAAGCCAAGAAGCUGCUCUACUGCUCACUGUGCAAAGUGGCCGUCAACUCCCUCUCUCAGCUAGAGGCGCACAAUAAAGGUACCAAACACAAAACCAUCCUGGAGGCAAGGAGUGGGCUGGGCCCCAUCAAGGCGUACCCUCGACUGGGCCCUAACCCCAGCCCUGAGCAGGCAGGGGGGCUGCCCUCGGACCCCAACACUCAGGAACGCACCUUCCACUGUGAGAUCUGCAACGUGAGGGUGAAUUCUGAGCUGCAGCUCAAACAGCAUAUAUCCAGUCGAAGGCAUCGGGAUGGAGUUGCUGGGAAGCCAAAUCCCCUCCUCAGCCGGCACAAGAAGCGCACAGACUUUGUGUCUUCCUUGACCUUCUCAAAGGACCUUCCAAAAACUCUGGGCCACGGACUGUUGCCCAGCCCCCUGGCUGUUGCUGCGGCGAUGGCAGCCGCUGCCUCCUCCAAUCAGCUGGCUCAGCUGCGUGCCCCUGGUCCCAUUUCUCACCCUCAGAACUACCACCCCCACCACCACCUCCUACAGAGUACACUACAGGGCACGCACCUCAGCCUCUUACGGCCCGCCCCUGGGCCUAUGCGCACCACCCAUGGGCCAAUCCUCUUCUCCCCUUAUUGACGGUGGUGGGACGGGGGCCAAUCAGGAAGAAGCACACUGUGAAGUAAACAGGGAAAACCUCUUGAUAGAUAAUCAACAGAUGUUAAAACGGAAACAUUUGAUGGAGGAAAGACUAUGCCUGUCCCUCUCCACCUUUCUUCAUUCGACAACUUCCAAAGCAAAGGAUUGACGGCUUGCAGUCGUUUUAAAGAGGAAGGUUGCAUGACAGAGUCAGAUGGACUUUCUGUACAUGCUCUCCCUCCUUCAAUCCUCCUCCCACAUUUAGUUGACUCUGAGAUACGUAUAGCAAAAAAAAAAAGUAUAGGUCAAACUAUACAAACUAUGGCUGACUCAGUAAACUGAGCUCUGUUCUGUUUCCUCCACAUCUCUGUAGUUUUGGUUCAGUGCUCACCCACCCAAAGCCACCUGCUAUAGAAGUUCCAUAAAAUAAAUCAAAAGCACACUAGGUUAGACACAGUAGCUGCCUCUGCUCUUAGUAAUAUUUCAUCAUUCAUAGUACAGUAGAACCAAUAGUGCAUUACUGCAAACCCCUGUUGGGGUGUUCAAUAAUCAAAGUGCAGUACCUACCUACCCCACUCUGUAGUUCCAGGUUCUAGAUUAGGUGCCUGCUCUGCAGAUCAAGGCACAAGGUACAUUGUACUGUAUGUUUCCAGGUACUAGAUAUAUGUUCUAGUCUUGUGGAUGAUAGAUGUUAGUCUAUAUAUCCUCUGUUGUCAGAUCAGGUGAGAGAGAGGAGGCAAGGUAGGAAGGAAGGAAGGAAGAGAGAGAGAGAGAGAGAGAGAGAGAGAGAGAGAGAGAGAGAGAGAGAGAGAGAGAGAGAGAGAGAGAGAGAGAGAGAGAGAGAGAGAGAGAGAGAGAGAGAAAGAGGGCUUCUAAACCCCACUGUGACUCAAUGGAGAAAUGUGUAGUGAAUGCAUCAAGAUAGAGGGAAAUGUUUUUAAGAAAUCACAAUAAGAAAUUUGAAUAAUGAAUGCAGUUAAAAUGAUGGACUUAAACCAUUUAACUGUUGUUUUCCUAGCAGACCUCCACUUUCAGUCGUAUUGUCUGUAAGAAGACAGAGGGAAAGGGAAAGUGAGACAUUGCUAUGUGCCUGAAUCAAAUCACAUCCAAUUUGAUUUGUCACAUGCGCCGAAUACAACUUGUGUAGACUUUACCGUGAAAUGCUUGCGUACGAGCCCUUCCCAACAAUGCAGAGUUUAAAAAUAAAAUAGUAACACAAGAAGAAUAAAAAUACACAAGAAUUAAUGCAGUAAGUACCAGAUCAAUAUGCAGAGGUACGAGGUAUUUGAGGUAGAUACAGUGCAUUCGGAAAGCAUUCAGACCCCCAUCACUUUUUCCACAUGUUGUUACAUUACGGCCUUAUUCUAAAAUUGAUCAAAUAAAAAAAUCCUCAUCAAUAUACAUAAAAUACUCCAUAAUGAAAAAGCAAAAAAUGUUUUUUAGAAAUUUCUGCAAUUGUAUUACAAAUAAAAAACUGAAAUACCUUAUUUACAGUUGAAGUCGGAAGUUUACAUACACCCUAGCCAAAUACAUUUAAACUCAGUUUUUCACAAUUCCUGAUAUUUAAUCCUAGUAAAAAGUCCCUGUCUUAGGUCAGUUAGGAUCACCACUUAAUUUUAAGAAUGUGAAAUGUCAGAAUAAUAGUAGAGAGAAUGAUUUAUUUCAGCAUUUAUUUCUUUCAUCACAUCCUCAGUGGGUCAGAAGUUUACAUACACUCAAUUAGUAUUUGGUAGCACUGCCUUUAAAUUGUUUAACUUGGGUCAAAUUUUUCAGGUAGCCUUCCAUAAGCUUCCCACAAUAAGUUGGGUGAAUUCUGGCCCAUUCCUCCUGACAGAGUUGGUGUAACUAAGACAGGUUUGUAGGCCUCCUUGCUCGCACACGCUUUUUCAGUUCUGCCCACAAAUUUUCUUUCGGAUUGAGGUCAGGGCUUUGUGAUGGACACUCCAAUACCUUGACUUUGUUGUCCUUAAGCCAUUUUGACAAAACUUUGGAAGUAUGCUUGGGGUCAUUGUCCAUUUGGAAGACUCAUUUGUGACCAAGCUUUAGCUUCCUGACUGAUGUCUUGAGAUGUUGCUUCAAUAUAACCACAUCAUUUUACUUCCUCAUGAUGCCAUCUAUUUUGUGAAGUGUACCAGUCCCUCCUGCAGCAAAGCACCCCCACAACAUAAUGCUGCAACCCCCGUGCUUAACGGUUGGGAUGGUGUUCUUCGGCUUGCAAGCUCCCCCUUUUUCCUCCAAACAUAACGAUGAUCAUUAUGGCCAAACCGUUCUAUUUUUGUUUCAUCAGACCAGAGGACAUUUCUCCAAAAAGUACGAUCUUUGUCCCCAUGUGCAGCUGCAAAUCGUAGUCUGGCUUUUUUUAUGGCGGUUUUGGAGCAGUGGCUUCUUCCUUGCUGAGCGGCCUUUCAGGUUAUGUCGAUAUAGGACUCCUUUUUCAAGCUGUUCAAAGGCACAGUCAACUUAGUUUACAGUCGUGGCCAAAAGUUUUGAGAAUGACACAAACAUUACUUUCCACAAAGUUUGCUGCUUCAGUGUCUUUAGAUAUUUUUGUCAGAUGUUACUAUGGAAUACUGAAGUAUAAUUACAAGCAUUUUAUACGUGUCAAAGGCUUUUAUUGACAAUUACAUGAAGUUGAUGCAAAGAGUCAAUAUUUUCAGGGUUGACCCUUCUUUUUCAAGACCUCUGCAAUCUGCAAUGGCAUGCUGUCAAUUAACUUCUGGGCCACAUCCUGACUGAUGGCAGCCCAGUAUUUCAUAAUCAAUGCUUGGAGUUUGUCAGAAUUUGUGCUCCAUUAUGCUGGAAAAGGCAUUGUUCGUCAAACUGUUUCUGGAUGGUUGGGAGAAGUUGCUCUCAGAGGAUGUGUUGGUACCAUUCUUUAUUCAUGACUGUGUUCUUAGGCAAAAUUGUGAGUGAGCCCACUCCCUUGGCUGAGAAGCAACCCCACACAUGAAUGGUCUCAGGAUGCUUUACUGUUGGCAUGACACAGGACUGAUGGUAACGCUCACCUUGUCUUCUCCGGACAAGCUUUUUUCCGGAUGCCCCAAACAAUCGGAAAGGGGAUUUAUCAGAGAAAAUGAUUCAGCAGUCCAAUCCCUGUACCUUUUGCAGAAUAUCAGUCUGUCCCUGAUGUUUUUCCUGGAGAGAAGUGGCUUCUUUGCUGCCCUUCUUGACACCAGGCCAUCCUCCAAAAGUCUUUGCCUCACUGUGCAUGCAGAUGCACUCACACCUGCCUGCUGCCAUUCCUGAGCAAGAUCUGUACUGGUGGUGCCCCGAUCCCGCAGCUGAAUCAACUUUAGGAGACGGUCUUCACAACAAUUGAACCGCUCUCCUUGAAGUUCUUCAAUAUCCUUGCCUGUGAAGCCCUUUUUGUGCAAAGCAAUGAUGACGGCACGUGUUUCCUUGCAGGUAACCAUGGUUGACAGAGGAAGAACAAUGAUUCCAAGCACCACCCUCCUUUUGAAGCUUCCAGUCUGUUAUUCGAAUUCAAUCAGCAUGACAUAGGGAUCUCCAGCCUUGUCCUUGUCAACACUCACACCUGUGUUAACGAGAGAAUCACUGACAUGAUGCCAACUGGUCCUUUUGUGGCAGGGCUGAAAUGCAGUGGAAAAGUUUGGGGGGGGAUUCAGUUCAUUUGCAUGGCAAAGAGGGACUUUGCAAUUAAUUGCAAUUCAUCUAAUCACUAUUUAUAACAUUCUGGAGUAUAUGCAAAUUGCCAUCAUACAAACUGAGGCAACAGACUUUGUGAAAAUGUAUAUUUGUGUCAUUCUCAAAACUUUUGGCCACGACUGUAUGUAACCUUCUGACCCACUGGAAUUGUGAUACAGUGAAUGAUAAGUGAAAUAAUCUGUCUGUAAGCAAUUGUUAGAAAAAUUACUUAUGUCAUGCACAAAGUAGAUGUCCUACAAAUUAUAAUUUGUUAACAAGAAAUUUGUGGAGUGGUUGAAAACAAGUUUUAAUGACUCCAACCUAAGUGUUUGUAAACUUCCGACUUCAACUGUACAUAAGCAUUCAGACCCUAUGCUAUGAGACUCGGAAUUGAGCUCAGGUGCAUCUUGUUUCCAUUGAUCAUCCUUGAGAUGUUUCUACAAGGUGAUUUGAGUCCAGAUGUGGUAAAUUCAAUUGAUUAGACAUGAUUUGGAAAGGCACCCACCUGUCGAUAUAAGGUCCUACAGUUGACAGUUGACAGGAAUUGUCCGUAAAGUGCCGAGACAGGAUUAUGUCAAGGCACAGAUCUGGGGAAGGGUAACAAAACAUUUAUGCAGCAUUGAAGGUCUCCAAGAACACAGUGGCCUCCAUCAUUCUUAAUUGGAAAAAGUUUGGAACCACCAAGACUCUUCCUAGAGCUGGCCACCCCAGGCGCAUGCACGCUGACACGGUCGCCAUGUGUACGGUGUUUCCUCCGACACAUUGGUGUGGCUGGCUUCCAGGUUAAGCGGGCAUUGUGUCAAGAGGCAGUGCGGCUUGGUUGGGUCGUGUUUCGGAGGACGCAUGGCUCUCGACCUUCUCCUCUCCCGUAUCCGUACGGGAGUUGCAGAGAUGAGACAAGACUGUAACUACCAAUUUGAUACCAUGAAAUUGGGGGGGGGGGGGGGGGGGUAAAAGUAAACAAAUAUAUAUUUUUAAACGAUUUUAAAAAGAACUGUCCGCCCGGCCAAACUGAGCAAUCUGGCGGAAAAAGUCCUUGGUCAAGGAGGUAACCAAGAUCCCGUAAAAGCCUGUUUUUGCUUUGACAUUAUGGGGUAUUGUCUGUAGAAAAAAAACGAUUUAAUCCAUUUUAGAAUAAGCCUGUAACGUAACAAAAUGUGGAAAAAGCCAAGGGGUCUGAAUACUUUCCGAAUGCACUGUAUGUACAUGAAGGCAGGCUAUAGUGACUAGGCAUGAGGAUAGAUAAUAGUAAGAGUAAAAUAAAGAACAGAGUAUCAGCAGCAAGUUAUGAGUCUAAACUUUGUGAGUGUGCGUGUGUUUGUGUUGUGUGUAUGUAGUGUAUGCGAAUGUAUGUGAGUCCCUCUUAAGAGACUGGCCAAUUUGGAACUGUUACAAGGAGUCAAUUGGUUCGUUUGAGCAUUCCUCCAGUUUCUGCCCUUAUCUUAUUAAUUUGUAUGGCUGUUGUCUAAUUAUUGUGUCUGUGUGUGUCUUUCUGUGAUUGUGCGUGUGUGUAUUCUGGAUAUAGAUAGAGACCGAUGAAGGGCAUUAUGCCUCAAUGGUGACCACUUUCAUUCAAACUGGAAGCGACUUAACGAGACUGCUAAUUUCUGAACCUUUACUGGAAACUUUAGGAUGACUGCACAUUCCCAACACAGUGUGGUAUGUGUGUCUUAAAUUCAUUGUUUCUACACUGUGAACAACAGGGGAAGCCUUAGAGAUAUCUGAUGGCGGCAGGCUCUUCCACUGAGAACACAAGGGAAGUGGGAUUUCCCUUCCCGGGAUGCUUGCUGACCUCCAAUAUUUUGUCAGCUGAGUGUGGCAUGAGUGAGAGACACUGUAAUGGAAGAUGUUUUGAAGUUAAAAAUUAUGUCAAAGGGGUUCCAAUUAACAGAGGGGAAAUGAAUAAGGACCAUGAACCUGUGUCUGUUUUUCUCUCAUAUGCUUAUCACAAGCAUUGAUGUAUAGUAGUAUAGUAGUAUAAUAUGCAAUAUUAGCUCCAGAGUAUUGCAAUUAAUGAUAUAUUUUCACUUUAAAAGGAGACUGUUGUCCUGCUCUGCCUCAUGUGUCCGUAUUCUGUACCUAACCUCACCCUAACCCAUACAAAUGAGCAGGCUUGGGUUGGAGCCUGGUGUCACUGUAAAGUCACCAAACUGUUUCUCAUACAGUAUCAGAAGGGUAAAGUACUGGGAAAUUGUAGCAAUACUUACAGCACUCCUGCUAACGACUCUUGUUUACUGCAAUAAAUAAAUGAUAUGUGUAUAAAUAUAUUAAAUGUUAUUUAGGAGAACUGUAUUGAAUCAUUAUUGUAAAUGUAGAUUGUUUUAUCGAUGUGAGCAAAAGAGCUUCCUUAUUGUAAAAAAAAAAAAACGUGUAGAUUAAUAAAUUAUUACAAAAUGA